AUGACUAAGCUGGAGGACCACAUGGAGGGGAUCAUCAAUGUGUUCCACCAGUACUCAGUCCGGAGGGAGCACCCUGACAAGCUUUCCAAGGGUGAGAUGAAGCAGCUGAUCACAAGAGAACUUCCAAAUGCCCUCAAGAACACCAAAGAUCAAGCUGCCAUCGACCAGACAUUCAAAGAGCUGGACACUGAUAAAGAUGGAGAGCUCAGCUUCCCCGAAUUCGUAUCCCUCCUGGCCCGUGUGCUCAUCACUGCCCACGAGGAUAUCCACAAGGAAUAG
This is a messenger RNA of Enhydra lutris kenyoni (northern sea otter), 279 nucleotides long. RefSeq names its product S100 calcium binding protein A12. Bases 1 to 279 code for a protein of 92 amino acids. The transcript has 2 exons. Gene Ontology annotation, molecular function: calcium ion binding; RAGE receptor binding. The record is from RefSeq and is a predicted model, not a curated record. Lineage: Eukaryota; Metazoa; Chordata; Mammalia; Carnivora; Mustelidae. Gene Ontology annotation, biological process: positive regulation of canonical NF-kappaB signal transduction; endothelial cell migration; antimicrobial humoral immune response mediated by antimicrobial peptide. Gene Ontology annotation, cellular component: extracellular exosome; cytoplasm.